Drosophila takahashii is the source of this 2283-nucleotide messenger RNA. It is a transcript of the gene PPO2, whose product is annotated as Prophenoloxidase 2. NCBI's taxonomy places the organism in Eukaryota, Metazoa, Arthropoda, Insecta, Diptera, Drosophilidae. Gene Ontology annotation, molecular function: oxidoreductase activity. The record is from RefSeq and is a predicted model, not a curated record.
AGUCACAGUUGUGGAGUUACAACGCUUUCAGUGACACUUGCUCAGUUAGUUUCCCUCGAGAUCCUGCAGUAGACCAAUCCAUCCAAAAAUGACCGACAAGAAGAACCUCCUCCUGCUGUUCGAUCAUCCUACCGAGCCCGUCUUCAUGGACAAGGGCAAGAGGGUGACCGUGUUCGAUGUGCCCGACUCCUUCCUCACCGACCGCUACCGUCCGAUCAGCAACGAGGUGCAGAGCCGCGUCGGCGACAAGGUUGAGCAGCGAGUGCCGGUCAGGGAGAUCUCCAUCCCCGACCUGAGGAUCCCCAUGUCCCUGGGCCGCGACGAGCAGUUCUCGCUGUUCCUGCCCAAGCACCGCAGGAUCGCCGGCCGGCUGAUCGACAUCUUCAUGAACAUGCGCUCCGUGGACGACCUGCAGAGCGUGGCCGUGUAUGCCAGGGAUCGCGUCAACCCGGUCCUCUUCAACUACGCCCUGUCGGUGGCCCUGCUCCAUCGUCCGGACACCCAGGGUCUGGACCUCCCCUCCUUCUCGCAGACCUUCCCCGACCGCUUCAUCGACUCGCAGGUGAUUCGCAAGAUGCGCGAGGAGUCGUUCGUGGUGCAGCCGGGCUCCCGCAUUCCCAUCACCAUUCCCAGGGACUACACCGCCUCGGACCUCGAUCCCGAGCACCGCCUGUGGUACUUCCGCGAGGAUCUGGGCAUCAACCUGCACCACUGGCACUGGCACCUCGUCUACCCCUUCGAGGCCUCCGAUCGCAGCAUCGUGAACAAGGACCGUCGUGGCGAGCUGUUCUACUACAUGCACCAGCAGGUGAUCGCCCGCUACAAUGCGGAGCGUUUCAGCAACAACCUGGCCCGCGUGCUGCCCUUCAACAAUCUGAGGGAGCCGAUUGCCGAGGGCUACUUCCCCAAGAUGGACUCCCUGGUGGCCAGUCGUGCCUGGCCGCCGCGCUUCGAGAGCACCAAGCUGAGCGAUCUCAACCGGGAGGCCGACCAGCUGAACGUGGAGAUUGGCGACCUGGAGCGCUGGCGCGACCGCAUCUACGAGGCCAUCCAUCAGGGCUUCGUGAUGGACGAGCGUGGCAACCGAGUGCCCUUGGAUGAAGCCACAGGCAUUGACACCCUGGGCAACAUGAUUGAGUCCUCCAUUCUGUCGCCUAACCGAACGCUGUAUGGUGACCUGCACAACAACGGGCACACCUUCAUCUCGUACGCCCACGAUCCGACCAGCAAGCACUUGGAGUCCUUUGGAGUGAUGGGCGAUGUGUCCACCGCCAUGAGGGAUCCCGUCUUCUACAAGUGGCACUCGUACAUCGACCGCAUCUUCCAGGAGCACAAGACACGGCUGCCAGCCUACACGGACACCCAGCUGAACUAUUCGGGCGUCUCGAUCACCGGCAUCCAGGUGGACACCAAUGGGGGUCAGCCCAACACGCUGAGCACCUUCUGGCAGCAGUCGGACGUGGACAUGUCCCGUGGCUUUGACUUCCUGCCCCGCGGCAAUGUCUUCGCCCGCUUCACCCACUUGCAGCACCUUCCCUUCACCUACACCAUCAGUGUGAACAACGACGGGGGUGCCCAGCGCUUCGGCUACGUGCGCAUCUUCAUCGCGCCCAAGAACGACGAGCGUGGCCAGCCCAUGUUGAUGCGGGACCAGCGCGGCAUGAUGAUCGAGCUGGACAAGUUUGUGGCUUCGCUGAACCCGGGACCCAACACCAUCCGUCGUCGCUCCACGGAGUCGAGUGUGACCAUUCCGUUCGAGCGCACCUUCCGCAAUCUGGACGCCAAUCGUCCCGGCGCCGGAACUCCGGAGGAGCUGGAGUUCAACUUCUGCGGCUGUGGAUGGCCAAACCACAUGCUGGUGCCGAAGGGUCUGCCCGAGGGACUGCCCUGUGUGCUCUUCAUCAUGGUGUCCAACUAUGAGAACGAUAGGAUUGACCAGCAACUGGUGGGCCGCUGCAGCGAUGCCGCCUCCUACUGCGGAGUCCGCGACCGCCUCUACCCCGAUCGCCAGUCCAUGGGCUAUCCCUUCGACAGGCUGCCCCGCACCGGAGUCGACCGGCUGGUGAACUUCCUCACGCCGAACAUGAGCAUCGUGGACGUGACCAUCCGCCACGACAAUCGCACCGUCCAGCGCCAGAACUAGACGAACCGCUCCUGAUCAUAGACUAUCGCCCUGACCCGAUUCGACGGCCUCCACGCCCACCUCUAGAUACACAACCCUUAGCAAUCUAUUGCAUCUUUAUUGAGCCGCUUAAUAAACAAGACAUCAUGGCAUUCCACAAA